This is a messenger RNA of Cordyceps militaris CM01, 1989 nucleotides long. RefSeq lists its product as uncharacterized. Lineage: Eukaryota; Fungi; Ascomycota; Sordariomycetes; Hypocreales; Cordycipitaceae. Gene Ontology annotation, cellular component: plasma membrane; cellular bud neck. The record is from RefSeq and is a predicted model, not a curated record. The transcript is spliced from 2 exons. Bases 1 to 1989 code for a protein of 662 amino acids.
AUGUCUUACAUCGAUGUCGCAAUGGCUCGCAGCUUGCGGCCGACUGCCUGGGAAGCAAUCACCGAUGUGCUUGCCCGAAAUCUCGUCGCCCAAGCUCAUAAGCGCAACCUAGUUGGUGAUGCGCAACAGAAAGUUGGCGAUGUCAAAACUGCUUUUUCGAGCUGGGAUAACUGCAUGCAGGUCGCCUACUGCAAGUGCUGCGGCAAUUGCUGCGGAUGUUGCGACCCUCCGGGCGGCCGCAAGCACAAGUACCUUGACGAGCCCUACAUUCCUCCUCAUCAUGGCUACCAGCCACAGGCUCCCAUGCAGCCCUCUUUCCACCCGCCGCCUCCCCAGCAACACCAGGCACAGCAGUAUGCCUCUUUCGAUACGCCAAAGAAUCAAGAUGCCCUGCCGCAAAUGCCUAGCUGGGAUGGCGCUGGAUCCAGAAAGGUCAUGGUCGAAGAAGAAGUCAACGCUGUCGAAAUGAACCAUCUCAAGAAGCCAUCACCCGACCAACACACAGGCACCCCUGCAGUUAGCCCAAUAAAUGGCGACGGCCGUGGCCCUCCUAGUCGUGGACCUGGCGGCCCUGGACGAGGCUACAUGGCUAAUAAUACUGCUGCAAGCCCCGGUGGAUAUGGGCAUCGUCCCGUCAGCCCUCUCAAUGAAGCAGGACAUGGUAGCAACCACGGCUACAACCAAGCUGGCCCCGGCGGCCCGGGUGGCUAUGGUAAUACUGGCUACAACAAUGCUUACAACCAAGGCCCAGCCCAGAACUUAAACCCGCCUCACGAUUAUAAUGCCGACCGCAUGUCAGAUGGCUAUGGACUUGACCAGCCAUACGACUCGCAUACCAUGCAUGCUGGUGGACACGGGGGCGGUCACUCUGGUGCAGUCAUGACCGGCGCAGGGCUGGCCGGUGGUUUGGCCGGUGCUGCUCUUGCCGCUGGUGCCAUGCGCCAGCAGUCUCCCGCGCCUGGAUCCCGUGGUUAUGCCACGCCGCAACAUCAACCGGUAUCUCCAUAUACCGAGCUCUCUGCAGAGCCCAAUCCAUUCAACACACCAGAAGGUGGCUUCAUCGAGAUGCCGAAUGAACCUCGUCGCAUGGAGCAGCCCCAAGUCCACGUUCACGCUGCCUUCGCUGAAAUGUCUGCCGCCCCCACGGCCAAAACACUUGCACAUGAAGAGCCCAAGAAGGACCCAGAACCCAUGGCGUACGAGAUGGGCACUGACCAGGUAGCCCCAAUUGAACUUGAUGGUGGUUACGUUGGGCCGGUCCAAACAAAGCAUGCCGAGGACUCGCCCUACGCUCAUACCGCUGAGCUCGCUGCUCAGCCUGCCCAUAGUCCUACGGCUCAGUCUCAGCACGAUGCACCCGGAUAUUUUGAUUCUCAGCAGCAACCUGUUGGAAGUGUAGCUCCUGGGCAGUAUGGACAGUACGGCCAGUCUUCUCGUCAAGACAGUAGGGACAACAGACCAACCGCAGAUGACUACGGAAUGAGACGUCAACGCACUGAGGAUAAUGGGGCACCGACUUCUAUGGGCACCCAGCCACCCUAUGGCAUGGAUCCUCGGAUGAGAAACUCUCCUGGUCCUAGAUCUCCAGGCCUCCGCGGCUCUCCCGGCCCUGGCGCUGGUCCUCGGCGCGGACCCGGUCAACGACCUGACCAGGCCUUCAGCCCCUCGCCUCUCACCGACAGUCCAUAUAACCGUUCUGCCUUGAACCAGAGCCCUGGCCCUGCCCGCACAUACUCGCCCGCCCCUCGCCAACCGCGCAGCCCCGAUCACAACUUGCCAAUCGGCCGACCUAACGGGCAGACGGCGUUUGCUGAACCCCAGCCGCAGUCGCCCAUUACCAACAAUGGCGGGUUUGACUUUACCUCUGGCUUCGCGCGACCACAGACCGCAAACAGCGAACGGCGGCAGCCGCCGCCGCAACAACACAGCUACCAGGGGCAGCCUCGGCCGUAUAACAACCAGGCCCAAGGUGGCUGGGGCGGAUACUAA